This is a messenger RNA of Ceratotherium simum simum (southern white rhinoceros), 2250 nucleotides long. It is a transcript of the gene MEP1A, whose product is annotated as meprin A subunit alpha. Lineage: Eukaryota; Metazoa; Chordata; Mammalia; Perissodactyla; Rhinocerotidae. The record is from RefSeq and is a predicted model, not a curated record. Gene Ontology annotation, molecular function: metalloendopeptidase activity; zinc ion binding; protein binding. Gene Ontology annotation, biological process: proteolysis. Gene Ontology annotation, cellular component: membrane.
AUGGUUUGGAGUAGAGCUACUUGCAUUCUCUCUUUCAUCUUGCUUUUUGCCCACAUAGCAGCUGUAUCGAUUAAGCAUCUUUCUAAAGGAAAUGUCCAUGAGACAGAUUUUGAUGAACAGAAGGAUAUUUCAGAAAUCAAUUUAGCUGCGGGCUUGGACCUGUUUCAAGGGGACAUCCUCCUGCGGAAAUCCAGAAACGCCCUGAGAGACCCUGACGCCAGAUGGAGCUUCCCCAUUCCUUACAUUCUGGCUGACAAUCUGGGGCUGAACGCCAAAGGAGCCAUUCUCUAUGCCUUUGAAAUGUUCCGCCUCAAGUCCUGUGUGGAUUUCAAGCCCUAUGAAGGAGAGAGCUCGUAUAUCAUCUUUCAGCAGUUUAGUGGGUGCUGGUCUGAGGUUGGUGACCAACAUGUGGGACAGAAUAUUUCCAUUGGCCAGGGAUGUGACUAUAAGGCUAUCAUUGAACAUGAGAUCCUGCAUGCUUUGGGAUUUUACCAUGAGCAGUCAAGGACUGACCGAGAUGAUUACGUGAACAUCUGGUGGGAUGAAAUCAUUUCAGGAUACGAGCACAACUUUGACACCUAUGAUGAUGACAUCAUCACAGACCUCAACACGCCCUAUGAUUACCAGUCUGUGAUGCACUACGGGCCUUACUCAUUUAACAAGAAUGCAAGUGUCCCUACCAUUACAGCCAAGAUCCCUGAGUUUGACUCCAUCAUCGGGCAGCGCCUUGAUUUCAGUGCCAUCGAUUUGGAGAGGCUAAACCGAAUGUAUAACUGCACCACAACGCACACCCUUUUGGAUCACUGUGCAUUUGAGAAGACAAACAUCUGUGGGAUGAUUCAGGGUACCAGAGACGAUGCUGACUGGGUCCAUGAGGACAGCACUCAGCCUGGACAAGUGGAUCACACCUUGGUGGGACAAUGUACAGGUGCCGGCUACUUCAUGCACCUCAGCACCAGCUCAGGGUCGGCAGAAGAGGCAGCCCUGUUGGAGUCUAGGAUUCUUUACCCAAAGAGGAAUCAGCAGUGCCUGCAGUUUUUCUACAAAAUGACAGGAAGCCCUUCAGAUAGACUCGUCGUCUGGGUCAGGAGGGAUGACAGCACGGGCAACGUUCGAAAGCUGGUCAAGGUGAAGACCUUUCAAGGAGACAGUGACCAAAAUUGGAAAAUUGCCCAUGUGACACUCAGCGAGGAAAAGAAGUUUCGCUACCUUUUCCAGGGCACAAAAGGUGAUCCCCAGAACUCGAAUGGGGGAAUUUACCUGGAUGACAUCACUCUGACGGAAACCGCCUGCCCCACAGGGGUUUGGACAGUACGGAAUUUCUCCCAGGUCCUUCAAAACACGGUUAAAGGGGACAGCCUCCUGAGCCCUCGAUUCUAUAAUUCAGAGGGAUACGGUUUUGGGUUGAUCUUAUACCCUCAUGGUGCAAUAAGCUCCAGUAGCUCUGGCUACACAGGACUUGCAUUUCACCUAUGCAGUGGGGAGAAUGAUGCUAUCCUGGAGUGGCCAGCGGAAAACAGACAAGUGAUAAUGACAAUACUCGACCAGGAACCCGAUGUCAGGAAUAGAAUGUCCUCAAGCAUGGUGUUCACUACCUCCACGUCCCAGACAUCUUCAGCAAUAAAUAACUCCGUCAUCUGGGACAGGCCAUCCACUGUGGGAUCCUAUUAUGACGACUGUGAUUGUUUUAGAAGCAUUGGCUGGGGCUGGAGUAGUUUCAUCUCCCACCAAAUGCUAACAAGGAGGAAUUUUCUUAAAAAUGAUGACCUUAUACUUCUUGUGGAUUUUGAAGAUAUCACCCACCUUAGCCAGACUGAAGUUCAGACUACUGGAAGAAGUGUGAUUUCCCAAGGCCUCAUUCUCCAAGGCCAGGAGCAGCAGGCCUCAGAAGAAGGCUCAGAAAAGGCCUUGUUAGAGGAAGCCCUACCUGGCAGCCCGGGCCAGGAGCAGCCCAGCCGACAGAAGCGGUCAGUGGAGAACACGGGCCCCCUGGAGGACCACAACUGGCCACAGUACUUCAGAGACCCGUGUGACCCAAACCCGUGCCAAAAUGAAGGCAUCUGUAUGAACGUGAAGGGGGUGGCGAGCUGCAGGUGCAUCUCCGACCACACCUUCUUCUACACAGGGGAGCGCUGUCAGGCCACGCAGGUGCACAGCAGCAUCCUGGGCCUGAUGGUUGGAGGCAUGGCCAGCGUGGUCUUCUUGACCUUCGCCAUCAUCUUCAUCCUUCCCCGAAGGCCAUGGCAGUGA